AUGAAAGGAUCAGGAUCAAUCUGUAGUUCAAGGGGAAGGAAAUGGGGGGGAGGCCAAGGUAGAGUUCAAGGGGACAGAAAGGUGGAGUCCAAGGUGGAGUUCAAGGGGACAGAAAGGUGGAGGCCAAGGUGGAGUUCAAGGGGACAGAAAGGUGGAGGCCAAGGUGGAGUUCAAGGGGACAGAAAGGUGGAGGCCAAGGUGGAGUUCAAGGGGACAGAAAGGUGGAGGCCAAGGUGGAGUUCAAGGGGACAGAAAGGUGGAGGCCAAGGUGGAGUUCAAGGGGACAGAAAGGUGGAGGCCAAGGUCGAGUUCAAGGGGACAGAAAGGUGGAGGCCAAGGUCGAGUUCAAGAGGACAGAAAGGUGGAGGCCAAGGUGGAGUUCAAGGGGACAGAAAGGUGGAGGCCAAGGUGGAGUUCAGGGAUAGGAAAGGUGAAGUCCAAGGGGAAGGAAAGCUGGAGCUAAAGGAAGAGUUCAAGGGUAAGAAAGGUGGAGUCCGGGGUGGAGUUCAGGGAUAG
Pecten maximus is the source of this 516-nucleotide messenger RNA. RefSeq names its product rRNA 2'-O-methyltransferase fibrillarin-like. The coding region runs from base 1 to 516 and encodes 171 amino acids. The record is from RefSeq and is a predicted model, not a curated record. The transcript has a single exon. NCBI's taxonomy places the organism in Eukaryota, Metazoa, Mollusca, Bivalvia, Pectinida, Pectinidae.